Cheilinus undulatus (humphead wrasse) is the source of this 4577-nucleotide messenger RNA. It is a transcript of the gene gata2b, whose product is annotated as GATA binding protein 2b. Gene Ontology annotation, cellular component: nucleus. Gene Ontology annotation, molecular function: DNA-binding transcription factor activity, RNA polymerase II-specific; RNA polymerase II cis-regulatory region sequence-specific DNA binding; zinc ion binding. The record is from RefSeq and is a predicted model, not a curated record. NCBI's taxonomy places the organism in Eukaryota, Metazoa, Chordata, Actinopteri, Labriformes, Labridae. The transcript is spliced from 6 exons. Gene Ontology annotation, biological process: cell fate commitment; positive regulation of angiogenesis; negative regulation of transcription by RNA polymerase II. The coding region runs from base 332 to 1699 and encodes 455 amino acids.
UCCCAGUGGACGGAGUUUACUCUGACUAACAGCAGCCGAAAAGUGGAGAGGACCUGACAAGGACCUGAAGGAGCAAAAAAGGGACACGAGACAGGUUUACAAAGAGGCGCGAGCUGACCGGAAGCGGCAGAUGAAAUAAAAGCAGCAAACCUGCUGUGAAAACGGUCCAGAGUCAAACUUCACUUUAUCUCCAGAGGAAGAGAGGGAUUUAAGUCAAAAGGACAAAAAUCCAUUGUAGAUGGACAAAGUGACGAUAUCAUAAAGGACACAUAGUAUAACCUGUGUCCUCUGCCUGGAUAUCCCCUCAUUCACUGUACAGCACCUCUCAGAGAUGGAUGUGGCGGCCGAUCAGCCCCGCUGGAUGCCCCACCACGCCGUGCUGAACGGACAGCACCCGGACUCCCACCACCCCAGCCUGGGACACAACUAUAUGGAGCCCACGGCGCAGCUGCUGCCUCCGGAUGAGGUGGAUGUUUUCUUUAAUCACCUGGACUCACAGGGAAACCCAUACUACCACAACUCCGCCCGGGCCAGGGUGUCCUACAGCCAAGCGCACGCUCGACUGACGGGAACCCAGGUCUGCCGGCCUCAGAUCCUUCACAGCCCUGGGAUUUCAUGGCUGGACGGAGGGAAAGCAGCCCUGCCAGGCCUCCACCACCACAACGCCUGGGCCGUCAGCCCCUUCAGUAAGCCCAGCCUGCACCAUCCAGGCUCCGCGUCCCCCGGCGGCCUCUCGGCGGUCUACCCGUGCAGCAGCACCUCAAACACUGUCUCAGCCUCGUCGUUAACCCCGCCGUCCCAUUCCAGCCCGUCCCUGUACACAUUUCCGCCCACGCCGCCAAAGGACGUAUCACCAGACCCCGGGACAGCGUCUCCCUCAGCCAGCAGGUUGGACGAGAAGGAAUCUAUCAAAUACCAGGUGACGUUACCGGAGGGGAUGAAGAUGGAGGGCUCGUCUCCCCUGAGGAGCGGCUUGGCCUCCAUGAGCGCUCAGGCCCCUUCCACCCACCACCCCAUACCGACCUAUCCUUACUCUCUCCCGGCGGCGCAUGAGUACGGCGGGGGUCUGUUUUACAGCAGCCUGCCGGGAGCUUCACCCAGCUUCUCCCAGAAGAACAAGGGCAAGACACGUUCCUGCACUGAGGGCCGUGAGUGUGUGAACUGCGGAGCAACCUCGACCCCUCUGUGGAGACGUGACAGCACGGGACACUACCUGUGCAAUGCCUGCGGCCUGUACCACAAGAUGAAUGGACAGAACAGACCGCUCAUCAAACCCAAACGCAGACUGUCUGCUGCCAGACGAGCAGGCACCUGUUGUGCUAACUGCCAGACGACCACCACCACGCUCUGGAGGCGCAACGCAAAUGGAGACCCUGUGUGCAACGCCUGCGGCCUCUACUACAAACUGCAUAAUGUGAACCGACCUCUGACGAUGAAAAAAGAGGGAAUACAGACACGUAACCGAAAAAUGUCCAACAAAUCUAAAAAGAGCAAGAGGUGCAGCGACAGCUACGAGGAGUUCUCCAAAAGCCUCCACGACAAGAGCUCUCCCUUCAGCGCUGCCUCGUUGGCCGGACACAUGUCCAUGAGCCACCUGCCACCUUUCAGCCACACAGGACACAUGCUCCCCACGCCCACCCCGCUGCACCCGUCCUUUGGACACCCACACCACUCUAACAUGGUGACAGCCAUGGGCUGAGAGGACGAGGAGGGCUCUUAAUGUACAAGAAUGCCAGGGAACUUUUCCCUGAUUGAGAACAGAUGCAUUGUGGGAGGAAAGGACCUUUUACUCUUUAUCUAUAGGUACAUACUCUGUUGGAGGAAGACAGAGAGAAAUUCUCCUUCCUGUCAGCCAGCCACACACAAGUAGACACAAAACCUUGUAGUUUUACACCACUGCUGUGGUUCAGUUUGUGCUCAACAGCUUUGUAAUGAACUGUGAAUAAUGUAAAUAUGUGAGUCUGAAGGGGACGCCCAGACUGAGAAAUCCCCUUCACAACUUUAAAAGUUAAAUAUGCUGGAUUUUUUUUGGCUUAUGGACAAUUUUAAGUUUCAACAAGAAACAAGCAAACAAAAAAGGUUUAUGAUUAAAUUUGAUGACACUGUUUAUUAUAAUUAUUGUUAUUAUUAUAAUUAUUAUUAUUAAGAUAAUUUAUUUUCACUGCCUCUCUUUUCUCUGACUAUAUCACCUGAAUCAUACUAUGGAUACUGUUACAACAGUUACCAAUCUAUUUUUAGCUGAAGCUUUCUCUGAGCUGGUCAACAUUUAUACUCAUAAGAAAUAAAGAGAUCAAGUUCAUUAUUGCAUCUGCUCCUUCUAUUUAAUAUCCACAAUUGAAUAAAUACAAAGUCAUAAAAACAACAAAUACAGGAAUUUAUAUGUGCGGUGUUUGUCUUAAGCAUGUCCCUGUCUAUCAGUUCAUUCCAGUGCCCAGAUUCCACUGCACACGUGUUUGAAUGAGACCUGCAUCAGACUCCAGUAUUGAUGUAAAUGGAUCCACAUUUGAGAGUGGCCCCGAUCUGAUUUUAAAAGACCAGAUUCCAGGUAACUCGAUUUACUCAAACUGCUAUAAAAAUCAGAUCUGGGUUACAUAAGAGCAAAAAUCAGAGUCAGGUCAUCUUGGAUUACAGUGUGAAUGUAACAAAUGAGAAAUUAAAUACCUAGUGUGGGCUCUUGAUUGUAAAUCCUACAUGUUGUAAAUCAAUUCAGAAAGGCAAAUUAAACAGCUGUUUUUAUGUUAUUAAGAGGUCUUACAAUUUCUGUGAUCUUGUAGCUGUCCUGUGACAUGGGUUUUGUGAAUCCAGCAGAUUUAGAAUGUCUGUUAUAGAGACACUCCCAGUAGGGUAUGGUGAAUCAGUGCUAUUGUACGGGGCAAAACUGUGGCAUAUACAGAGCAUGUGCAAACAAAAGCUGUAAAAAACACCCAGACAUUUAAAUCCUACAAUUUUAAGCUAAAUCAUCAGCCAUACUUCUGUGUUUUCUUUUUUAAUUUUAAUAACUAUCCAAGAUUCAUCUUUUAUUUCAUUUAAUGCUCUUUUGUUUAUAUACAUCCCUGAAUAUCUCUGGAGCAACAAAUUAAAGGAACAGUUCCACAUUUUAACAAACAGUGACAGAACAUGAUUUCCUGGGGAUUUGUUAUAAAGACACCUUAGCUUAACAAAGAGACUGAAAACAGUGGAGGAUUGUUCUAUCAAAAUGUAAAGAUAAAACAAUGAUGUUCUUUUGACUUCCUUCCCAUAACAUCCUAAAGUCCCAGAAGAAAGCAGGUGUAAGAUUGUCAGAAGUCUUGAUUGUCAUUUCAAUCAUUUUUGAUACUUUGUGUUUUGGGUUUUUAAAGAUGCUUUUUAAGGCCUUUAUUUUGAGAGGAGAGUGGAAAAAGUUGAGAUAUGCAGGAAAGGACCCACAGGCCGGACUUGAACCCAGGCCACCAGCAUGCAUGGGGCACAACCUAACCACUAGACCAUCUCUGCCUCAGAAUUUUGUGUUUUAAAACAAUACCACCCAUUUUUAACAAAAAAAAACAAAAAAAAAACAGUCCUUUUUACCAAAACCUAAAAACCUACACUAAGCUGUGAAAAAGGGUACAGAAACAUUUGCAAUAUUUUUGUGCAGUUUAGUGUGUAGGAGUUUACAUGCAAAUUUUGAUGACUGCAAAGUUUUCAAUAUUGGGCCCAAAUGCUUAUUUCAGUCAGGACCACUUUGUCAAGAAACACAGGAUUUGUGGCUAUAAAUAUUUCUUUAUUAGCAGAUAUUAAUUAGCACAUAAGCUGCCAUUCAUGUUUGGUGGUGUUGCUGUUGGGAUUCCCCAGUCCUUCCAUGAAUCAAGCAGGAACAGCACACGCUCCCGUUCCUUCUAUGCUGAUGAGGAAAGCUCGAGGCAGGGAGAGAAGCAGCAAAAGCCCAGUGCAGAGCAGAGCAAGCAUCAUUGAUUAAGUCAGGAGCAGAAUAAAGGAGGAGCUGGGGUGGAGGAGGGUUGCAGUGAGAGCGGCAGAGCUUAGCCGAGCAAGAGCAGUUUAAAUGAGAGCAAUUAGCCAGUUUAAAGCAAAUCAGCUGGCUUUCAGCCAAUGAUGACUUGAGUGAGAUGAGCAGAUCUCAAUUAUGGUAGCACUUGACUCGGUGGCCCACUGAACUAACAGUAUAUGCUUUAUAUUAGUCAUUUCUUUGGAAUCAAAACAGAUAUUGAAAUUGUUUAAUAUUUACAAAGCUUAAACUCUUGCACUGCAACAGCUCUACACAGGUGCUAGUGGUUAAUAGCUUUUUUAUGAUAAUCUGAGCUAACUGGUUAGCAUCAUACUGACCAUACAGACUUGAGAGUAGUCAGAAUCUUUACUGCCCGGAGUGAAUUAUUAGCUGAACAGAUUUUGUGCUAAUAGCCACAGAUCACCAAUACAAAAGGGGCUGAUGCAACAAAAUAGGGCCUGGUGUCAGCUAGAGAGGGAAACACUUUUUCUUUCAUCUUUAUCAUUAGUUUUGAUCAACACCUCCCCAUCCUGCCAGAUUCAGAGAAUUCAUGCUUGAUUCUUGUUACCUGUAUGAUAAAUGUAAAUAACUGUUGGCUGCUGCUGCUGAUUGACAA